ACAAAGCUUAUCCUUAAGUGAUGAUGAUGCUGUGCUCCUCACAUACAUGAAGCUCUAUCAUGACUUAACAUUUUCUCUGUUGGCGGUGUUGUUUAGUGUCCACCGUACAACUGUGCCGAACAUUUUCAAGGAUUCAAUUGUAAUUCUAGCAAGCAUUCUUGAGCAUGCAAUUUUCUGGCCAACAAAGACCGCAGUUGUGAACUGUCUCACAAUGUAUUUCAAAGAAUACAAAGACACGAGGAUGGUGCUUGACUGCACUGAAAUAGAAAUUGAGCGCCCAAAAGAUAUAGUAGUAAGGCUCCUCACAUACAGCCACUAUAAGCGCACGUACACUGCAAAGGUCCUGGUGAGUGAGACACCAGGAGGAUUAAUUAGCUAUGUAAGUCAGGCAUAUGGAGGGAAAGCGUCUGACACAUACAUCACAAAGGAGUGCAGAGUUCUUGACAAGUGUAUUCCCCAUGUUCACAGUGUGAUGGUAGAUAAAGGCUUCCUAAUCGGUGAACUUUGCAAAGCAAAAAAUAUCAAAAUGAUCAGACCUCCAUUCCUCAUGGAAAAACAGCUCACUGCAGAGGAAGCUAGGAGAAACCAAUCCAUAGCAAGCGCCCGAGUACAUGUGGAGAGGGCCAUUCAAAGGAUGAAACUGUACCACAUUUUUAACAAUCGGUUUGAUCUCGACUUUGUGCCAUACAUUGACAGCAUAUUCGAAAUAAUUGCUGGAACUGUGAAUCUCUCAAGGCCAUUGUUCAGUAACAACAAGUUCCUUUUGAACUGA
Molecule: messenger RNA, 772 nt
Organism: Dermacentor andersoni
Lineage: Eukaryota; Metazoa; Arthropoda; Arachnida; Ixodida; Ixodidae
Source: RefSeq, a predicted model, not a curated record